Cicer arietinum (chickpea) is the source of this 2177-nucleotide messenger RNA. The record is from RefSeq and is a predicted model, not a curated record. Lineage: Eukaryota; Viridiplantae; Streptophyta; Magnoliopsida; Fabales; Fabaceae.
AUGGGGUAUUUUCUUUAUAGAAUUUUUCUGUAUUCCGUUUAUUUGAUUGGUUUGAUAGUGUUUCAAGGAAAUGCAGAACCUGUUGAAGACAAAAAAGCUUUAUUAGAGUUUGUUAAAAAGUUACCUAUUUCUAGAACUUUGAAUUGGAAUGUGAGUUCUUCUCCAUGUACUAGUUGGAAUGGUGUAACUUGUAGCAAAGAUAAGUCUCAAAUUGUAGCUAUUGAAUUGCCAAAAGUUGGAUUUCAUGGCACAAUUCCUCCUAAUACAAUUAAUAGCAUCAAAGGGUUGCAAAUAUUGAACCUUAGAUCCAACAAUUUUAUAGGUCCUUUACCUGAUUUCUCUGUUUGGAAGAAUCUAUCUGUUGUAAAUUUGUCUAAUAACAAUUUCACUGGCACCAUUCCUUUAUCACUUUCCAAUUUGAGUCGCCUUGCUUGUUUGAAUCUCGCAAACAACUCGCUAUUCGGCGAAAUCCCUGAUAUAAACUUGCCUUUGUUGCAACAACUGAACUUGUCUAACAACAAUUUGCAAGGGGUUGUUCCUGUUUCUUUUCAGAGGUUUCCUAAGUCAGCAUUUGUUGGAAACAAUAUUUCUCUUGGUACUUUUUUUCCUGUUACUUUACAAUGUUACAAAAAUUGUUCUAAGUCUCAGAAACAUGUUGGAAGGCUUAGUGGAACAGUACUAUUGGGAAUUAUUGUUGUUGGUGCUUUUCUAUGUCUUGCAGCAUUCAUUGUUUUAAUGUUUGUGUUGUGUUCUAAAAGGAAAGAUGAAGAUGCCUUUGAUGGUAAGUUGAUGAAAGGAGGAGAGAUGUCUCCUGAAAAAAUGGUAUCGAGAAACCAAGAUGCAAACAAUAAGCUUUUUUUCUUUGAGGGAUGUAACUAUACCUUUGAUUUGGAAGAUUUAUUAAGGGCUUCUGCUGAGGUACUUGGUAAGGGAACAUUUGGUGCUGCAUACAAGGCCAUACUUGAGGAUGCAACCACAGUUGUUGUGAAGAGGUUAAAGGAGGUAGCUGUUGGAAAAAAGGAUUUUGAACAACACAUGGAUAUUGUUGGAAGUCUUAAACAUGAGAAUGUGGUUGAGCUAAAGGCUUAUUACUAUUCCAAAGAUGAGAAGCUGAUUGUAUAUGACUACUACAAUCAGGGUAGCAUCUCUGCUUUGUUGCAUGGUAAAAGAGGAGAGGACAAGGUGCCUUUAGAUUGGAAUACUCGGAUCAAAAUAGCUUUAGGUGCUGCACGAGGCCUCGCUCAUAUCCAUUCUGAAAAUGGUGGGAAACUUAUACACGGCAACGUCAAAUCCUCAAAUAUCUUUCUCAACACAAAACAAUAUGGUUGUGUAUCUGAUCUUGGCCUAGCAACCAUAAUGAGCUCAGUCACCCAGCCCGUCUCACGAGCAGCUGGUUACCGAGCACCUGAAGUCACAGACACGAGGAAAGCGACACAGGCUUCAGAUGUUUACAGCUUUGGCGUGGUGUUACUAGAACUUCUAACUGGAAAAUCUCCUAUCCACACAACUAGAGGUGAUGAGAUUAUCCACCUUGUGAGAUGGGUUCAUUCAGUUGUGAGAGAAGAAUGGACAGCUGAAGUAUUUGACUUAGAGCUUAUGAGAUGUCCUAAUAUAGAAGAAGAGAUGGUUGAGAUGUUACAGAUAGCCAUGUCAUGUGUUGUAAGGAUGCAUGAUCAAAGACCUAAGAUGUCAGAAAUCGUAUCGAUGAUUGAAAAUGUAAGACAGAUUGAUAUAGAGAAUCGGCCAUCGUCUGAAAACCAAGCUGAAAGUGAAACACAACACACAUUCUCUCAAUGUGAUACUCCACCCUCUACCACAGAGUGAGGUGAAUGAUACAAAGUCUCUGCAUUUGAGUGUAUCUGAGAAUGUUGUUCUCCAAACUAUUAACAAGAGCAUUCCUUGCUUUUACCCCAAAAAUCCAAACUAAUUUUACUGAUUUUAUAUCAUGGUAUUUUUAAUGCAUGUAGACUCUAGAAUAUAUUAAGGUGGUUUCUUCAUUUAUGUCUUGCUGAUAUUAAGCAUUUGGUUCAUAGGAAGCUUUAUUUGGCAGUUGUUGUUUUGAGGACAAACAUGCAUGUUUCAUGCCAAUAUCAACAGAAGUUGGUUCAUUUUGUUUCAAAUAUUGAAGGACCAUAUGGCAACAAGCUUUAGAAUGCAUUUUUCUAUGUUGUGACAUU